Messenger RNA from Drosophila yakuba, 1431 nucleotides. RefSeq lists its product as uncharacterized. The transcript has 2 exons. Lineage: Eukaryota; Metazoa; Arthropoda; Insecta; Diptera; Drosophilidae. Bases 119 to 1336 code for a protein of 405 amino acids. The record is from RefSeq and is a predicted model, not a curated record.
GUGGCCAAGCUAGCUAUGGCUUACAACUUUUACUGGUAACAGUCAGAUAAACUAGGACACCUGAAAUUUGGGGCAGGUUAACUUAGAAACACAAAAAUUAGACUGUAUAAUCCAAAGAAUGGAUGCUCAAGGACAACAGGAGUUGCGGCUGGAUCCGCCGCUUUUCGUGACCUGUGACAUGGAACAGUUUCGAGAUCCAAACAAGAAGCGUGCCGCCAACGAUGCCUGCGAGGAACUGGACAAGCUGGAUGCCCAGGAUGAGAUCAGUGUGUCAAGUAUCAUCUCGGCCCUUUUGCGACCGAUUGAGCCGUCUGAUGAUCAGUUUAAGGUGUGCGACUGGGGCAUCAAUCCCAAGCAAUUUAUGCCCACCAAACAGGCGAUAAUUUUUAAGGAACAGUUGUUCAUCUCGAAGCUGCGGAAUACAAACUGCAAGUUGAAUGAAAACCUAAAAAUUUUCUUUGAGCGGGAACUUGAGCAAAUUGGACGGUUCUGUUUAAAUGUGGAGGAAUCCUACGAUGGCUAUGUGAUCUUCAGCAGCAGUAAGAUGAAGAAGGGCAAGGGUCUGACGGAGUGUGGCCACCAGUUGAAGGGGAAGUACGAUGAUAGGUUCCUCCUUAUCUGCGAGAAGAGAUCGGAGUUCGAUCGAAUCGAUAAUACUCGGGUGGAGAAGACGCUGGAGCUGCGAAACCAUGCUGACUUGAUGCUUACCGCUAUUCGCGAAACGAAAAUCAACGAAGAAGUGCAGCGCUUUAAGGCCCGCAUCGAUAUCAAGGAUCGCGAUCACGUGUUCGUCCUGGAUGGCGGGAUCAUGCUGCUGAUGAGACACCUGGUGUGCAACAACUUUGUGGGCGACUUCGAGUAUUACACAAUGAAUUUGUAUGGCCGGGUCCUUCGCUGCAAUCUGGUGGUUUCCAAGGAGCGCAAGGAGGUGCGCAUUUUCUAUCGCACAUACAAGAACGUCGUGCACAUCUUCACCCAGCAGUGCUUCAACGACGAACUGCAGGAUGUGGCCGAGACCUUCAUGACUCCUGAGGGCCGGAUUGUUCUGCACUAUUGGCGCGGCUAUAACUACCUUUUGCAUGCGGCCUGCAUGCCACCGAAGAGAAAGGAACCCGUCCUGCCCAAAUUGGAACUGAUGUGGCGCCAGAACACACAGUUGGCUCGCAAGUUCCAAGAACUCAAAGCCCUCAAUUACGAGAAUGCCACCAGCUAUCUAAGCAGCAAUUCACAGCUUGCCGAUUUUAUGCAGGAUUAUGUGCUCAAUCUGCUGCGGUACAAGCCCAGCAAUGUCCUCGAGUUCUCAAUCAUGUUUUUCCAGAAUAUGGCGAAGGGAUAGGUUUAUCCUGAAUUAGGUAUCUGGUGUGUUUUCUAAAUUUCAAGUGCUCAUUGGGCAAUUAAUCCUAUAAAUAGAUUCAGAAAGGUCUUAUUUAA